GCAGCCAGCAACAGCCAACUGAGCGUGCAUUUCGGCAUUACAAAAUGACGCGCGAUGCAGAAAAAAGUUUCUUAGUCACUUGGCGCAUAGAAAACUACGAUUUUUGUCAAUCAACAAUCAGAAGUCCAUCAUUUUUCAUUGACUCGGCAAAAGGCAAUUAUUUUUUUGAGUUAACCCCGAAAUCCCUACUGAGGAAAGAUCACGUUGUUUUUCAAGUUCAAAAGGAAGUACGGGAUUCGUUUCAAAUCUGCUUCAAAGCUUCCUUUUCCACCGAUGACAGUUCUUCCCCUUUAUAUGAAGGCUAUAUUGAUAUGAAUACGGGGUUAUCCUCAGCUUGCUAUGUGCCUCAUAGUCAAGUUUAUGCAAGGAAAAGAGUUGGAUUCCUUCCACCUAAAACGCUAACUAUCCGAUGCAAAAUAUGUAAGAUAAAGGGGUCCUUCUCAGAAGAAGGGCGAUGUUUUGCUAGAACCAGAAUACGAGUGAUAAAGAAAGCAUUCAUUGGGUUCGUGGAGGGUUUUAGCUAUCUGACUUCUGAUGAAUGGAAGACUUUGACCAUCAAAUCAUCUUCAACUGAAAAAGACUUUUUUAAGAUAGAUUUAACAGUAGGUGGUGAUUUCUGUUGUAAAGAAAAAGUUUGGAUUGAUAUCAUUCCAAAGCAGCAUGAACGUUUCAAAUAUGGCAAAUGCGAAUUGUUCCUUAUAGACACCUUAGGAAUAAAGACAAAAUGUGGAAGAGCCGAAAUCACUGUCGGUCAUAAAGAGCAGAAGUUUCCUCUCGAUUUCACGAGAGGUUUUUUGUUAAAAAAUAAUACACAGUUGUUACCGAAUGAUACUCUGACCCUAAAGUUCGAAAUUGCUUUUUCUUCUGGCGUAGAAUAUGAAGAGAUAGAAGACAGCGAAUUUGGUGAUCUUGGGUUUUUUGACACAAAUCGAUCUAAAUUCACUAGCGCCCUAGAAGACUUGACUAGUUUGUAUGAGAACGGUAUGCUUUGUGACGCAAUGCUGCAAACAAAAACUGAAUUAUUUGGUGCUCAUAAAGUUAUUCUGAGUGCUCGGUCUUCAGUAUUUAGAAGUAUGUUUACUACCGACAUGAAAGAGAAGGAAACCAACAUCGUGGAGAUCGAAGACCUGGAUGGGAAUACGGUUCGCAGGAUGCUACUGUUUAUGUAUUCGGAUAAGCUGGAAGACCUGGAUUGGGAAAGUGCAAAAGAUCUGUAUUUCGCUGCCAAUAAGUAUAACAUUGCAAGUCUUACACAUAAAUGUUCAAAUUUGUUGGUGAGCAGCCUCGAACUAUAGAAUUGUUGCGAGCUCUUGCAUCUAGCUGACAUGCAUCACGACGGGGAUUUGGUGGCAAAAGUGCAGGAAUUUAUUGCAGGCUGCUGUGAAGAAAUCUUUCGCUCCGAACAAUGGCUGAAUUUCGAGAAGUGUGACCCUGAACUUGCCCUCAAAACUCUUCGUGCUGUGUAUCUGGGAAAUUAAGAAAAUUAUUGGAUACCCUUGGAGGGCACAUUCACACAUCUCACAGAUAGAACAACGGAAGAACAACCAUGCCCAAACAGGGACUCGAACCCAG
Molecule: messenger RNA, 1572 nt
Organism: Argiope bruennichi
Lineage: Eukaryota; Metazoa; Arthropoda; Arachnida; Araneae; Araneidae
Product: speckle-type POZ protein B-like
Exons: 2
Coding region: 45-1295 (416 amino acids)
Biological process (GO): regulation of proteolysis; proteasome-mediated ubiquitin-dependent protein catabolic process
Cellular component (GO): cytoplasm
Molecular function (GO): ubiquitin protein ligase binding
Source: RefSeq, a predicted model, not a curated record